Marmota flaviventris (yellow-bellied marmot) is the source of this 3258-nucleotide messenger RNA. The record is from RefSeq and is a predicted model, not a curated record. Lineage: Eukaryota; Metazoa; Chordata; Mammalia; Rodentia; Sciuridae.
UCUGGGAGUUCUGGGCUGAGCAGUGUAGCCCAGGAGCUUUUGGUAGUCGUUGGUACUUCCGCUCCAGGAGGAUGGCGUAGCAGCCAUCUUUUCUCGGGCUUUAGUGGUUUUGAUCUUCUUCCCUGAAACCUUUCGAAUGUCUCCUGAAUGUACUUGGGAACAACACUUAGCAGUCUUUCGUUUGGGGAGGACCGGUUGACAGCGGACGUUUCCGAAUGGCGUUUUGCGUUCUCUAGGGCGGAGCUUCCUUGAAUUGGGGGCGUACCUGGGUCGACUGAGUUUGAGGGUCUCCUGGGGGCUCGCGCCUCCUGCCCGACUCGCCCACCUGCGAGCCUGACCUGCAGCUUCAGACGGUCUCACCUCGGACCGCCUAGUUAACCCCUUUGUGCUUUUGAUUGUUCUGUAAAAGGAAAAUACAAGUUACACCUUCAAAUGAUGGAAUAUUUUGAGAAAAACGUGGUAUACUACAAAAGAUUUAAAACUGCCUGGUACAUGGAUUUUUCUUGAUACUACUAGAAAUUUUCCGAGAAGCGCAUGUUUCUGGACUUCAUCUGUCGGGAAAUGUAGUCCAGGACUGAAGUACUGAGCGUCCUGAGGUCUGGAAGCAACUGCAUUAUCCCUAAACCAUUGACCUUUUAAAGAAGGAGAGUGUUGCUUCUAGCUGGUCUGGAAGAUGUGACUGUGACUGAUUGGAGGUGGAGACACAACCCUGGUUUUUCACAGCCUCCUUUUCUUCACUAUUCCUGACUUGUCCAAAAGCACUGCAGAAGAGAAGAGGCCGCAGAGCCCCACUUCUUCUUCUUAGGACUCUGCACUCCCUGGAAAGAUAAAUUAAAGAUGAACACAUUCAAGGAAGCUGUGACUUUCAAGGAUGUUGCUGUGGCCUUUACUGAGGAGGAGCUGGGACUGCUGGAUCCUGCCCAGAGGAAGCUGUACCAAGAUGUGAUGGUGGAAAACUUCAGGAACCUGGUCUCAGUGGAGCAUCAGUUCUUCAAACGAGAUAUAUCAUAUGCAGAAAGAGAAGAAAAGCUUUGGAUGAUGAAGACAGCAACCCAAAGAGAGACAAGUUUAGGAGAGAACAAUCAAAGUGAGUUAAGGACUGUUCAAGACAGAGAAUCCCAUGAAAAACUUUCCUGCUGGCAAAUCUGGCAACAAAUUGCAAAUGACUUAACCAGGUGUCAUGGCACCAUAAUAAAUAAUACUGAGGUCCACAAACAGUGUUAUUCCCCCUGCCAGGUUGGGACAGGACUACCUGUUCAAAUUUCUGAAGAUGAGAAUUUGAAACAGAAUCAUAAAGCUGAUGGUCCUAGCCAUACUGAAGACUCAGAGUUUCCAACUUUGAGAAUCCAGGAUUCUUGGAGGAAAACUUCCAUGAUUGAAUCACAGAAUUAUCAGGGUAGAUAUCAACAGAUUUCCAUGAAAAAUAAACUCUGUCAGUACAAACAGAGUAUUGACCCCAUCAGUUGGAUUUUUUUACAUCACCAUGAUGAUCUUAAAGUAGACAAAAGUGAAAAAUCUUAUGGCCUCAAUGAAUAUGGAAAAGAGAGCCUAAAGAUUUCGACACUUUGUAAGCACAGAAUGACUCCCCCAGAACAGAAGCCUUACAAGUGUAAUGAGUAUAAAAAAGCCUUCAGUGAUUUCUCCAGCUUUGAUCCUCAGCAGCAACACUCAGGAGAGGAGUCUCAGACAUGUGCUGAAUGUGGAAAAGGUUUCCAUGACAGCUCAGUUCUUUGUGUUCAUCUGAGAGUUUGCAUGGAAGGAAAACAUAAGUGUAAUGAGUGUGGUAAGGAAUUCAGCCAGAGCUCACAUCUGCAAACCCAUCAAAAAGUCCACACAAGAGUAAAACCAUACAAAUGUGAGCAUUGUGGGAAAGCUUUUAGUCGUAGAUCAGCACUUAACGUUCAUUGUAAAGUCCACACUGGAGAGAAACCUUAUAAUUGUGAGGAGUGUGGGAGGGCCUUCAGUCAGGCCUCUCAUCUUCAAGAUCAUCAAAGACUCCACACUGGGGAGAAACCAUUCAAAUGUGAUGCUUGUGGUAAGAGUUUUAGUCGGAAUUCACAUCUUCAGUCCCAUCAGAGAGUACAUACAGGAGAGAAACCAUACAAAUGUGAGGAAUGUGGGAAGGGCUUUAUUUGUAGCUCAAAUCUUUAUAUUCAUCAGAGGGUCCACACAGGAGAAAAACCCUAUAAGUGUGAGGUAUGUGAUAAAGGUUUUAGUCGGCCUUCAAGUCUUCAGGCCCAUCAGGGAGUACACACUGGAGAAAAAUCAUACAUAUGUACUGUGUGUGGUAAAGGCUUUACUCUAAGUUCAAACCUUCAGGCUCAUCUGAGAGUCCACACUGGAGAGAAACCAUACAAAUGUGAGGAGUGUGGGAAGAGCUUCAGGAGGAACUCCCACUAUCAAGUUCAUCUAGUGGUCCACACAGGGGAGAAGCCCUAUAAAUGUGAGGUGUGUGGGAAGGGCUUCAGUCAGAGUUCCUAUCUUCAAAUCCAUCAGAAGGCCCACAGCAUAGAGAAACCUUAUAAGUGUGAAGAGUGUGGGCAGGGGUUCAAUCAGAGUUCACGACUUCAGAUUCACCAGCUGGUCCACACUGGUGAGAAACCAUACAAAUGUGAGGAGUGUGGAAAGGGAUUCAGUCGAAGAGCAGAUCUUAAAAUUCACUGUAGAAUCCACACAGGAGAAAAACCAUAUAAUUGUGAGGAAUGUGGGAAGGUCUUUAGGCAGGCCUCAAAUCUUUUGGCCCAUCAGAGAGUCCAUAGUGGAGAAAAACCAUUUAAAUGUGAAGAGUGUGGGAAGAGCUUUGGUCGGAGCUCACACCUUCAAGCCCAUCAGAAGGUCCAUACUGGAGACAAGCCAUACAAAUGUGAGGAGUGUGGGAAGGGCUUCAAGUGGAGCUUGAAUCUGGACAUGCAUCAGAGGGUCCACACAGGAGAAAAACCAUAUAAGUGUGGGGAGUGUGGGAAGCACUUCAGUCAGGCCUCAAGUCUUCAGCUCCACCAGAGUGUCCACACUGGAGAGAAACCAUACAAGUGUGAUGUGUGUGGUAAAGUCUUCAGUCGGGCUUCACAGCUCCAGUCUCAUCAGAGAGUUCACACGGGGGAGAAACCUUACAAGUGUGAGAUAUGUGGUAAGAGCUUCAGCUGGAGAUCAAAUCUUACAAUUCAUCACAGAAUUCAUGUCAGUGAUAAGUCCUAUAAAAGAGAUAGUAAGAAUAAAGAAUCCACACAGGAAGAAAGUUCUAUAAAAUGAUGUUUUUUG